This is a messenger RNA of Neltuma alba, 979 nucleotides long. RefSeq names its product ribonuclease S-7-like. The record is from RefSeq and is a predicted model, not a curated record. Gene Ontology annotation, molecular function: RNA binding; ribonuclease T2 activity. NCBI's taxonomy places the organism in Eukaryota, Viridiplantae, Streptophyta, Magnoliopsida, Fabales, Fabaceae. The coding region runs from base 1 to 735 and encodes 244 amino acids. The transcript is spliced from 4 exons.
AUGACGAUGAGUAGCUUAAAACUAGUUUUGAUAUUUGGUGCGGCCUUAUGUUUGUAUCCUCUCAACGCCCGAGAUACAAACCUGUUUUGGGCUCCAAACAACACCAAUAAUAAUAUAGACGAGCCUAUUAUUAGUGCCGCCAAUACCAAACCAGGAUACGAUUACUUCUUGUUGGCCUUGCAAUUACCUGCCGCUUUCUGCAAACUUCAACAAGCUGAGCAGAGAAAGUGCAAUCCAGAUCCUCCACUUUCCAAACACCAAAACAAGUUCACCAUUCAUGGACUUUGGCCUCAAUUGAAUAAUGCGAAUCCUCCAUUAGAUUGUUCACCAGCGACGACCAUGCAAGAUGCUGAUUUUGAAGCAUUCGAGCAAGAUCUGCUUGAUUACUGGCCGGAUUUGUUUUCUGCUCAAAACUUCCAAAGCAGCAAGGUUUUUUGGAAAAUGGAGUGGAACAAGCACGGAACAUGCUCUUCAAACGAGUUCAACCGACAACAGUAUCUCCGAAUCACUAUUGAUCUUGCCAAAAAAAAUGCUAAAGGCAUCUUUGAUGGACUUAUUAACAGAGGAAUAAUAAAAAAAGAUGGAAGUACUCUACGUGGGAAGGCAGACAUACAAAAAGCUGUUGAGAGUAUCACGGGUCAUAAGAAUCCAAUUGCAAUCAUAGUUCAACGUCUGCUUCUUGAGAUUCGUCUUUGUGUCAACCAGGAUGGGAAGGCACUUUCCGAUUGCAAUUAAACCUCCUUCCAUAUUUGCGGCUACUUAACCUUUGUCAUCUGCAAGUUGGAUGCAGCCAAGUUUUCAUUCAGAAGUCCAUUCACAUGUCUUCUAAUAAUCUUCAUGCUCCAUCUUCUUCAGAAGUCCGCCUUGAGUAGUGUUUGAUUCCAGUAAUAAAGUGUCUAUGAUAUGGAGAUGUAAUGAAUAAAAGAAGCUGGUUAUGAAGGUAGUUACUAUUAGAAGCAUGUAAGGGGUUGUUAUAAAA